AGAAAAGAAUAAACAAAGAGCUUGUUUACUCAUUGUUAGUUGUGUGUUCUAAAGUGAGUGGUUGUGUUGGACUUGCGUCAAGAUGACGGAUAAAUUUGUUCCUACAAAAGCAAGUAAACCAAAAUUCAUAAUAGACAAUGAUGCCGGCGGAGACGAUGCUAUGGCGAUAUUCCUUGCUUUGCUGUAUGAGAAACAUUUUGAUGGACCGGAACUGCUCGCGCUGACAACUGGUAACGGCAAUACAAAUGAAGAUAAUGUCAGCGUCAACAAUCAAAGGAUAUUGAAGGUCGCUAAAAGACAAGAUGUGCCAAUCUACAGAGGAUCCAAAUCGUCUUUAGUUAAAACACCAUCCGUCACCGAUUACUACGGUAAAGAUGGUUUGGGAGAUACUGGAGAUGUCUACCCUGAUCUGGUUCCAGCAAAGGCUGAGAAUGCUGUGACAGCACUGAUAGAUUAUUCUAAAACGUAUGAAGGCAAUUUGACUGUGAUAACAAUUGGAACCCUGACCAAUGUGGCACUAGCUAUUAAACUAGACCCAGAUUUUUUGUCGAGACUGAAUCAUUUAUACGUCGGUGCUGGACACAUUCACAGUGAAAGUACUCCUGGUCCAGAAUUUAAUGCCCAAAUGGAUGUAGAAGCCUACCACGUGGUAGCACAAAACGCCACUCCGGACAAAGUUACCUUAUUCCCAUUCUCACAAGCUAAACAGUAUUUGAACUUUAGUAAGGAAUGGAGAAACAAUGUAUUAGGAAGUAUAGACACGGAUAUAAUUAAGGCGCAGAAUAAGUUCGAGAGGAUAUCAAUGACGAAGGAGGAGAGGUGGCAGGCGUUGGACCCGGCGACUGUAGCGUUGUUCCUGAAGCCAGAGUUAGUGCAGGAGUACAAGUAUUCAAAGAAUGAUAUUACGAUUUGCGGAGACAACAGAGGAAUCAACACAAAUGAUUUUGUAGAAAAAGAAAAAGCUAACGUCAGAAUAGCUUAUUCUGUAAAAGCAGAGGAGUACAAACAAUUUUUAAUAGAAGUAUUUCAAUCAGAGCUGAAGGAUUCCAGAGAAAAUAAUGUUAUGGAACCAUAAACUACUACUGAACAAUGAAUCCAAGUUCUACAUCAAAUAAAUGCAAAUAAGUACAAUAAAAUGAAUCCCUGAGCUUAA
This is a messenger RNA of Trichoplusia ni (cabbage looper), 1153 nucleotides long. Its product is annotated as probable uridine nucleosidase 2. The record is from RefSeq and is a predicted model, not a curated record. NCBI's taxonomy places the organism in Eukaryota, Metazoa, Arthropoda, Insecta, Lepidoptera, Noctuidae. Bases 83 to 1075 code for a protein of 330 amino acids. The transcript is spliced from 8 exons. Gene Ontology annotation, molecular function: hydrolase activity, hydrolyzing N-glycosyl compounds.